Molecule: messenger RNA, 1175 nt
Organism: Brassica napus (rape)
Lineage: Eukaryota; Viridiplantae; Streptophyta; Magnoliopsida; Brassicales; Brassicaceae
Product: peroxidase 17
Exons: 3
Coding region: 118-1107 (329 amino acids)
Biological process (GO): response to oxidative stress; hydrogen peroxide catabolic process
Molecular function (GO): heme binding; peroxidase activity
Source: RefSeq, a predicted model, not a curated record
CCACCACAAACUCUUUUAUAUAAACCAACAAAGUCUCUUCUUUCUUCCAUCACUGAAAACCAAACACAAAGAAAGAAAAAUUAAAAUUAAAAUUAAAAGAAAAAGAAAAAAAGAAGUAUGUCUCUUUUCAAUCCCCAUCUCAUCCUCCACCUACUUCUCUUGACGGUGGUCACCGGAGAAAUUCUCCGACCAAGAUUCUACAGCGAAACAUGCCCUGAAGCUGAAUCCAUAGUAAGAAGAGAAAUGAAGAAAGCCAUGUUUAAAGAAGCAAGAAGCGUCGCUUCCGUUAUGCGUCUCCAGUUUCACGACUGUUUCGUCAAUGGAUGUGACGCGUCUGUGUUGCUUGACGACACACCGAACAUGCUUGGUGAGAAACUAUCACUUUCCAACAUCAAUUCACUUAGAUCAUUCGAAGUUGUUGACUACAUUAAAGAAGCUCUAGAGAAAGCUUGUCCAGCUACUGUUUCUUGUGCUGACAUCGUUAUCAUGGCUUCUCGUGACGCCGUUGCUCUUACAGGAGGACCGGACUGGGAAGUGAAGCUAGGGAGGAAAGACAGUUUAACAGCGAGUCAAAAAGAUUCAGACGAUAUAAUGCCGAGUCCACGAGCAAACGCAACGUUCUUGAUUGAUCUCUUCAAAAGAUUCGAUCUUUCUGUCAAAGACAUGGUGGCUUUAUCUGGGUCACACUCGAUUGGUCAAGGUCGGUGUUUUUCUAUCAUGUUUAGGCUUUACAACCAAUCCGGUUCUGGUAAACCGGAUCCAGUUCUCGAACCGGUUUACAAGAAGAGGCUUAACAAGCUUUGUCCAUUGGGUGGAGACGAGAACGUGACCGGAGAUCUAGACGCAACACCACAUGUUUUUGAUAAUCAGUACUUCAAAGACUUGGUCUCAGGGAGAGGGUUUCUUAACUCUGACCAGACUCUUUACACGAGUAGAGAGACGAGGGAGUAUGUGAAAAGGUUUAGUGAGGAUCAAGGUGAGUUCUUCAGGGCUUUUGCAGAAGGGAUGGUGAAGCUGGGUGAUUUGCAAUCUGGGAGACCUGGUGAGAUUAGGUCUAACUGUAGGGUUGUUAAUAGAAGGCAUAAUGAUGUAUUGCUUGUCUCUUGAAAUUAGUAGAGAGAGACAGAAAGAGAGAUGUUAUUACUUUCUAAAGAUGCAAGACUUUUAAAUACUUA